AUGCGCAGUAUAUUCUACGUUGCUCUUGCCUUUGCGGUCUUAGCUCGCAGUAGCUCCGUCGAAGCGUUCCCGAAUCCCAAGGAGCCUCAGCUCUUGUCAAAGGCGUCCCCUGACAAAAGAUCCCUUCGGGUCGAAGGCCAAGAAGUUGUCCAAGGCGGCACGCUGGACGGGAACGGUGGAGUCUGGAAAGCCAUAGCCCAUACUACUAAUAAGAUCGUCAAGAAGCCGGAGAUAGACGUUAGCAAACUCAUCGACGUGGCCAAGAAGGCAAAAAAGGUGAAGAAGUUGAAAAACUUGAUGAAGCUUAAGAAAUCGUCAUCGUAG
Messenger RNA from Phytophthora infestans T30-4, 324 nucleotides. RefSeq names its product secreted RxLR effector peptide protein, putative. The record is from RefSeq and is a predicted model, not a curated record. The transcript has a single exon. The coding region runs from base 1 to 324 and encodes 107 amino acids. NCBI's taxonomy places the organism in Eukaryota, Oomycota, Peronosporomycetes, Peronosporales, Peronosporaceae.